GGCCAAUCCUGGCCGUGGGCAGGCGGGCUCGCAGCUGCGUGAAGAGCUCUCUCGGGCUUUUGCAGUGCAGGUGCCGCGGAGCCAGCCGGGAGGACGCUGGGAUAGGAGCGGACCCUAAUGGACUCGGUGGUCUUUGCGGAUGUGGCGGUGGACUUUACCCUGGAGGAGUGGGCUCUGCUGGACUCCGCUCAGAAGAACCUCUACAGAGACGUGAUGCUGGAAAACUUCCAGAACCUGGCCUCAGUGGAUAAUGAGACACUGUUUACAGCCAGAGGGCCCAUUAUUCAGCAGGAUAUGCAUGAGGAAAAAAUAUCUAACAAACAGGAAAUAGCAAAAUUCACAAGAAGUAAUUCUUGUAUCUACAUUUUAGCAAACUAUGGGGAAGACCAGAGCAUUGACGAUGAGCAACAAAACUACAGGAGACCUCUAAGGAAUCAUGUGGUGGACAGCUUCUGUGAACAUAAUGAUGGAAAUCAACACGGUGAAACCUUCAUUCACAUUCCCAAUCUUAAUCUGCACAAAACCAUUUCUAUGGGAAUAAAACCAUAUGAAUGCACCAAGUGUGGAAAAGGCUUCACGCAUCUUUCUUCCCUUAAGAAGCAUGUUAGAGCUCACCGUGAACAUAAAUCAUUUCAGUGUCAGGAAUGCAAACAGGGCUACAUUUGUGCCUCACACCUGGGAACUCACACUGGGGAGAGACCCUAUGGGUGUAAAUUAUGUGGGAGAAACUUUCCUUAUUUCUACUGCCUCAGUCAACACAUCAGGAUGCACACUACAGAGAAAAAUUACGAAUGCCAGCAGUGUGGGAAAUCCUUCAAUGAGCUCUCCAGUCUUACUAGACAUGUGAGAACUCACACAGGAAAGAAGCUAUAUAAAUGUCAGGAGUGUGGGAAAGCCUUCAUUUACCCCUCAGAACUUCAAAGGCAUAUGAUAACGCACACUGGGGUGAAGCCCUAUGAAUGUAAAGCAUGUGGGAAAACUUUUCGUCAUUCCUAUUCCCUGACGCGACAUGUCAAGAUUCACACAGCAGAGAAAACCUAUGAAUGUAAGAAAUGUGGGAAAGCCUUCAGCUGGCCCGAGACCUUUCAAGCCCAUGUGAGGACACAUACUGGAGAGAAACUCUAUACCUGUGAAAGCUGUGGGAAGGCUUUCAGUUCUCCCAAGUCCUUCCAAGGUCACAUGAGAACUCACACUGGGGAGAAACCUUACAAGUGUAAACAGUGUGGAAGAGCCUUUACUUGGUCCUCAAACUUUCAAGAACAUGUGAGAAUUCAUACUGAAGAGAAACUGUAUAAAUGUGAAAAGUGUGGGAAAGCUUUCAAUUCCUCCAGAUCCUUUCAAGGUCACAUGAGAACCCACACAGGAGAGAAGCCCUACGAGUGUACACAGUGUGGGAAAGCCUUCAGCUGGUCCUCGUCCUUACAAAAGCAUGGGAGAAUGCACACCGGGGAGAAACCGCACAAAUGUAAACAGUGUGGAAAAGCCUUCAAGUGGCCCUCAUCCUUUAGGAACCACGUGAAAAUGCACACUGGAUAGCAGCUCCGUGAAGGCGUGUGACCCUUGAAAGUUUUGGUUUGGACGUUCUUUCUAGACAGGAAUCUUACAACUUUAAAUAAUCUUGGAAAACAUUCCACUGAUUAUAUAAUGCUCCAGGAAAUUCAUACCAGGAAAGAAAUAUUUUAGAAGUUAUAAAUAUGGUAUUAUUUUGUCAAAAUCUCAUUUUUAAAUGAAUCAUUAAGUGAUAAAUUUCCAGUUCUUUUAGAAAUAAAUGUUUAUGUAAGAAAUAAUUCUCUUAAGUCUUCUUUCAGGUAUAGUGUAUAAGAUUGAAUAGUUUUUUUUUCCAGUUAAUACCUGUUUUCUGUUUUCAUUUUUUCAUUUUGAAGUUUAUUGGACCCAUGAUAAUUUGAAGUAUGCUUUAAAUAUGACAAUAAGUUUAACUUUUAUGUAAUAUUAUAGUGGAAGUGCCUUACAUUAAACUUUUCUAGUUGUAAGUGCUUGACAAUAAGUUUCUGAUUGACAGGGCAUCCAUCUCAGACACAUCCAUCCCA
Messenger RNA from Phyllostomus hastatus (greater spear-nosed bat), 2048 nucleotides. Its product is annotated as zinc finger protein 57-like. Gene Ontology annotation, molecular function: RNA polymerase II cis-regulatory region sequence-specific DNA binding; DNA-binding transcription factor activity, RNA polymerase II-specific. The transcript is spliced from 4 exons. The coding region runs from base 118 to 1536 and encodes 472 amino acids. Gene Ontology annotation, cellular component: nucleus. Gene Ontology annotation, biological process: regulation of transcription by RNA polymerase II. Lineage: Eukaryota; Metazoa; Chordata; Mammalia; Chiroptera; Phyllostomidae. The record is from RefSeq and is a predicted model, not a curated record.